AUGACUUCACCUAUCCAGACCAUUGUGCUUGCCGCCAUUCUAUUCAUCAUUCCUCUACAGCUUUACCGGAGAUACCGAAAGCUGAGCGCAAUUCCGGGGCCGUUUUUAGCAGGUUUCACGAACCUUUGGAGAGCAUAUGCUCAGAACUAUGGUACCAUAGCCACGACGCUCAUCAAGCUUCAUGAGCAAUAUGGUCCUCUUGUACGAAUUGGUCCCAAUACGAUUCACGUCAGCGAUCCUGCCUCUGUCAGUGUCAUUUACACAAACCAUGGAGAGUUCAAAAAGGCAAGUGCGAUUCAGGCCGACUCGUACUCUCCACUGCGGGUGGUCGCCACUCGUGGAAAGUCAAUCGGGAGCGUGAUCGACAUGCAAGACGAGGAGGGCAAUACUCUUCUGAAGAGAGGAGUUGGGAAUGCAUUUGCGACAAACACGCUCCUCGACUACGAGCACAAUGUCGACGACACCGUCAAGGAGCUCAUCCAGACCAUUAUCGAAGUUCCCGAGUUCGAUCUCUUCAAGACUAUGCAAUUCUUCCAGCUCGAUAUGCUCACCCAGUUAGCUUUCAAUGAGAAUCUGGGCCACCUCAAGAACAGGAGAGAUGUUUGGGGAAUGGUGAGCCCAAGCCGAGAUAGAAUUGCGCACUGGGUGCAAUGGCAAGCAUUCCCGACUUUAGAAUACCUCAUUUUCCAACAUCCACUCUUCAACUGGUUCACAAAGAGGUCAUCUGUGUGGGUUCAAGAAGCACUCCACAGACUGGCUAAUCGUGAAUCGGCCCCAGCGGCAAAGACGAAGGGGCAGAAAGACCUCCUUCAAAAGUACGUUGACGCACUCAAAAAGAACCCGGCCAUAGGUCACGACAUAAUCGCUCUGAUGACGACUUCGACCAUCUCGGCGGGCUUCGAUAGUACGACAGUGACCAUAACGACGAUUCUCUUCUGCCUGAUGAAAUACCCUGCCUCCCUCGAAAAGCUGAAGCAAGAGCUUGAAGCCGCGCAGCUUUCCACACCAGUGCCACAAUGGGCCGAAGUAAAUAAGCUCGAGUACCUGGAUGCCGUCUUCAAGGAAGCAAUGCGCUGUAAUCCCUUCGUCACGAUUCCGUUGGAGCGGGUCGUUCCGCGAGGGGGCGUUGUCAUCGCCGGUAAACACAUUCCCGCUGGCACCACGAUCGGGAGUGCGGCCAAAGUCAUCCACCACAACCGCGAACUCUACGGUGAAGACGUGGAGGAGUUCCGACCUGAGCGGUGGCUUGUGGACUCGGACAAGAGACUUGCAAUGGAACGAGCGUCCAUGAGCUUUGGGUCAGGAAAACGAAUAUGUCUGGGUCGGCACGUUGCCGAACUCGAGAUCAAGAAGCUGAUCCCCUCUCUAGUUCUUCGGUUCAAGAUGAACAUCGUCACAAAGGACGCGUCUUUGGACUCUGCAGAUGGCAGGACGGCAUUUCCCAAGACCAUCAUGGUCAAAUUUGGCGCGAUGUCAUAG
Cladophialophora psammophila CBS 110553 is the source of this 1479-nucleotide messenger RNA. RefSeq lists its product as uncharacterized. The coding region runs from base 1 to 1479 and encodes 492 amino acids. The transcript is spliced from 3 exons. NCBI's taxonomy places the organism in Eukaryota, Fungi, Ascomycota, Eurotiomycetes, Chaetothyriales, Herpotrichiellaceae. The record is from RefSeq and is a predicted model, not a curated record. Gene Ontology annotation, molecular function: iron ion binding; monooxygenase activity; heme binding.